Molecule: messenger RNA, 1741 nt
Organism: Haplochromis burtoni (Burton's mouthbrooder)
Lineage: Eukaryota; Metazoa; Chordata; Actinopteri; Cichliformes; Cichlidae
Exons: 5
Coding region: 18-743 (241 amino acids)
Biological process (GO): cell surface receptor signaling pathway
Molecular function (GO): transmembrane signaling receptor activity
Source: RefSeq, a predicted model, not a curated record
GUCACUAGCGAGACACCAUGGAGCUCACAGCUCUUUGCAAGAAACUGUUGACAGCGUUUUUGGUGUUGGUGGUUUCACAAAUUCAACAUAACUAUGCACAGGACAGGUCUUUUGCUCAGAUUGUUCCCACUGGACUUCAGCUCUUUGAAUAUAGCUCCCUCUCAAUUAACUGUGAGGGUCUUAAUCCCGAAACUGGAUGGACUGUAAAGAGGAGACGAAAGGGAGAAGUCAGUGCAUGUGUCAGUAACUGGGUGACAACAACUGCGUCUGUCUGCGCCAUCAAACCUGUUUAUCUCACAGACAGCGGAGAAUACUGGUGCGAGAUUGGAGGCGAGAGGAGCAACACUGUCAACAUCACAGUCACUGCUGGAGCUGUGAUCCUGGAAAGUCCUGUUGUUCCUGUGAAGGAGGGAGCAGUCGUGACUUUUAUCUGUAGAAGUACCAUGGCCCCUUCUGCCCACAUAGCAGAUUUCUUCAAAGAUAACCGACACAUCAACAGCAGCUCCACAGGCAAGAUGACCAUUACUAGAGUUUCUGAGUCUGAUGAAGGGCUUUAUAAGUGCAAUAUCUCAGAGUUUGAAGAAUCUCCAGAGAGCCGGCUGGCAGUCCGAGCCUUUCAAAAUGCUCAAAACUACUCACAGAACUCUUGCCAUGGUUACCUGGUAGUACGGACCAUUUUCACUGUAAUCAUGGUUUUUCUUCUGCUGCUCAUCGUGGGACUUCUUUACCGUGGAAAUAUAUGAGUUACAAAGAACUGACUCAAACUCACUUCACCAAACAAACAAUCGUUUCUGGGGUUUCAUUUCAUACCAAAAUAGAAAUAUUCUAGCAAGAAGCUUUGGCUUUGUCUUGCUUAGCCAAGGCUUAUUUUUUUUCUCUAAUCUUCUCUAAAAUAUAAGGUUGUGCUUUCAUAAUUUCCGAUAUAGCUUGAGGUAUUUUAUUUUGUCUGAUCUUAGACAAGCACAACAUGUGACAGCUUUUACUAUAUAUAAUAAAUAGUAAGAAGUUUCAGAGUGUCUGUUCAGUUACCACUUGCAGAAAUUAUCAAACAGUCAGAAGUGAAAUCAACCACAGGUUAACAAUCCAUUAAAAAAAACCCUGUAGUGGUGGAGUGUGGUCUGUAGCUCAGCUGCAGGGGAUGGGUGGUAUAGUGGGUUGAGGGCUAGUGCCAGGGAGGCUGGCUGGUGCUGUUAUCAGUAGUUAUCUAAUCAUCCCUCCCCUAUUUCUACAACAGUAGUGUGCUGGGACCAGAGAGAGAAGAACUGAGCUGGUGUCACUGCAGUGUUAUUAUGCAGUAAGGAAAGAAAAGGUGAAAUAAAGAGUCUGCACAGCAACAGAAAUUUUCUAGAUGGGGCCCUCAAUAUCUUGUUACAGAUGGGUUUUAUAAUUUUAGACGCUCUACAUAGCUAUGCAUAUGAGAUGAAUUAAGAUAAUUCUUUCAGCAAAAAGUAUUUUUGAAAAUAGUUUGGAAAAUCGUAUUACUUUAAAAUAUUAUCAAAAUCUGUUACAACUGUUUGAGGGUGAAAGGAGGAAGACAGGACAAAAGGUAUGCUGUGCAAAAGCCAGAGAUUACAUUAAUGACAAAUAAUAAUUAAAUGCGGAAUGGUGUAUAAAAACAUGGUGAGUGAAAAAAAACAGAUAAGGGAAGAUGAAACAGUGCAUCACGGGAAGCCCCAUCCCAGGCAUAAGUAACAGGUUCAGGGUCAUCUGAUCCAGCCCUAAAUAUAUACUUAGGGCUGGA